UUCCCAGGAUUUGUGGUUUGCAAGGUUAUAAUUUUUAAAAUUUAAAUUGAAAACAAUAAGAAAUAAAACAUUAUUCUUAGUUACGUAAAAAGUGCUCUAUUGUGAGUUGAGAUAUUACUUCGCACUUCAAAAUUCUUAAAUAUGAGUUUCCCGUCAUCCUUCGAAAGCGCAGAAAAGUAUUUAGAUGAAUGCACGGCCUUCUUUAAAGAGUUUCGAUACGUUUUCUGCCAUCAAAAUAACGAAGUGUUGGUCAAAAAUGUAUUGGAUCACAUAAACGUGUGUAAUUUUGAAAGUGUCGAUGUGUUCGAUAAAAAUUUCGACAUAACACGUUUGAUACAAGAUGACGAUUAUCUUAAGCGAUUUUUUUUCACUUGGGAUAGAUUACAAGUUCAUUUCGACGACGUGGAAGAGAAAGAUUUCGAUAACGAUAUAGAAGCUCCUGUAAGUCCCAAAAAGAGAUAUGAGGUUCUGAAUUUAGUGAACGAAGUGGUUAACAUUUGCGAGAACUAUAAUUGCGAUUUGUUAGUAGAUUUCGGUUCGGGCUUGGGCUACAUCGAUCAACUGAUAUACGAUGUAGCGGAUUACAAGGUAUUAGGAUUAGAAUCCAAUGAUAGUCAUUAUGAUAGUGCACAGAAACGACAAAAGGAAUAUCACACAGACUCAACGUCGAAUGUAAAAUUCUUAAAACACACCGUCAAAGAAGACUCUCAUUUAAAAAUAGCUGAGUAUCUGCAAGAGGUUUUUCCUGACCACGGACAGUUUUGCGUAAUCGGUCUGCACGCAUGCGCUGAUUUGACAGUUGAAGCUAUGUGUAAUUUUUUGAAAAUGCCUGACGCAAAAUCUCUAGCUGUAUUGCCGUGUUGCUAUCACAAAAUGACAAAAGAUGGUGCUAAUUUUAAAUAUUUCCCUUUAAGUGGCAAUUUAAAGAAGAUUUUUGAAAAGCAUGAUGCUUACAGUUUCACAGAUGUGAGUUUCUUGAGAUUAGCAGCUCAUGCCGGCUCCGAACAACGAGAUUUGUAUGAAAAGGUGUUUUCCCUGCUCGUGAGAUCGAUUCUUGAACUUUAUGCUCAUAAUAAUGGUUUAAUUAUAAAGAGGAAUAAAAGAAAAGCUGUCCGGAUGAAAGGCAAGAAGGACUUCGAAACUUACAUUCAAGACGCAGUUAAUACCGGCUACUCUUUAAUUCCAAAACCGAACCCUGCCGAUAUCCAACAGGAAACGUGUAAAAACGAUGAAAUCGUGAACGGUUUUAAUAUGGACGAAUUGAGACGACUUUGGUGGAAAAUAUCGCAAGGUCCAUUGUUCAAAAAAGCGGGAAUUUAUAUUUUGAUGCAAGAAUAUAUGCAGCCAAUUGUCGAAAAUUUUAUUUUACUAGACCGUCUGCUGUUUUUAAAAGAAAAUGGUAUCGAGAAGUGUUGGUAUAAGAAGAUAUUUAACCAAAUAGUUUCUCCUAGGUGUUUAGCUUUAAUUGCUGUUAAAUAAUGUAACAUUUGAGUCCUCUGAAAACGGCAACUUUUCUGGAUAUAUGUAUAUUAUGUAGUUUUUAAAAAGAUCUGAUAUUUUUUGAGAAUUGUUACAAGGUAUGUGAUACCCGUCGUAAAGUUCUGUAAAAUGUAAACUAUUCUCUGUGAUGGCAACUUUUUGGCAAGCCGAUUUGAUAUUUAUAUCAAAAUAAUUUUGGUGUUGUCCAUUUUUGAUAAUAUAAGUUUUUAUAAUUGAGAAUUUCCUUAGCCCAGUGGCUCACACACCAGUGGAAAUCAAGUAGAAAACGAACUUUUCUUUAUUUUCUCGAGUCUAGGUAUGGGUUGUAAUACCUUCUUUGUAUCACUUACUCGUUAUUACGAGGGAUUUAACUUAUCUUGGAAUCUGAGCAAUGUAUGUAUGCGAUGUUGUCUAAUGUCUAAUAUAUUUAUUUAUAACGUAUUAUGAUUAUUAAGAUGAUUAGAUAUACCUAAAACUUUCAUCAUGAGCUUUUAAUGAUAAGACCACAGAACAUAGAGAGAGAAUAGAAGUAUAAUGAUAUUGAUUUAGUAUGGGAACCGAGUGUCGCCUCUCCGCACACAAACACAGAUUAGAUGAAAUGAUCAUUUUGUUCACUACAUGAAAAACUGCCACGCGAUUCGUUCGUGAUAGCAUAAACAGAAUCCCAAAAAGAUACUAAGCUAAGAAAUCACACGAUUAAAAACAAACUCUAAUUCAACGUGAUAAUAAAUAAUUUACUUUAACAUGAAUGUUGAACUGUCACGUGGCUGUAUACGGGGAUACCAGAAGGGAAAAAAUAUUUUAAGAUUAAGCACAUUUUAAAAAAUUGGGGACAUCAUUUUAUGUGCGAACUAUUAAGAUUAGAUUUUGCUGUAACCAAGUGAAUAUUAAAAAAUAACGCUUUUCCCUAUAUAACUUCUUUUAAAAAACGCAGUACAAAAACUAAGAAAACUUAAUGAUAAACUCUAUCAUAUGUCUGCGGAGUAAUAUAAUUAAGCGAGGGAAAGUGUAAAAAAAAACAAAAAUUAAGAAACCAACAGAAUUUUUGUAUUAAUUACAUUAAGCCUAAUUUGUCGUUCAUUUACUGGUAUCAUUCCGAUUGUGCAUAUUAGUGAUGUGACAUAAUAGUAGUUCAUGAAAUAAGAGGUUUAAAUUUUGUUAUGAAACAGUAAAAUGUAAUUCAGUUCGACAAUGUUCUACAGUGGUUUGUUAGUAAUUAUUUAAAGCUUAAUUCAAAUAAAACGAAAUGCAUAAAGUUUGCAUUACCUAAUGUGAGGCAUAUUAAUACACUUAUAAAUGUAAAUAGUGAAAAAGUUGAGUUGGUGAAAUCGACAAAGUUCCUUGGUAUUACACUAAAUUCCCGACUGCAAUGGCAUCCUCAUAUUAAUAAUUUGUCAAGUAGACUGAGUUCUGCAGCAUUUGCUGUUAAGCAAAUUAGACUCUUGACAAAUGUUGAAACGGCAGGAUUGGUAUAUUUUAGUUAUUUUCAUAGUGUAAUGACGUAUAAUCUGUUGUUGUGGGGUUCUGCGGCUAGCAUUCAAGAUAUUUUUAUUCUACAAAAGAGAGCUGUCCAUGCUAUAUAUAAUUUACGGUCUAGAGAAUCUCUCAGAUAAAUAUUUAAAGAAAUAAAUAUUUUGACUGUUGCCUCUCAAUACAUCAAUGAAAAUAUUAUCUACGCAAGAAAACAUUACGAUUCCUUCACAAAAAAAGUAGUGUUCAUAAUCAUAACACAAGAAAUAAAAAUAAACUUGCCGUUCCAAGCUUCUGACUUCAAAAAACCAGAGGAUCAAUGCAUUUACAUUGCUAUGUUCAAUAAAGUUCCACAAAAUGUAGUUUACCUACCCAUAAAUAAAUUUAAAAUUCAUGUAAUGAACAUACUUAUGAGUAAAGGCUAUUAUAAAGUUGAUGAUUAUUUUAAGAAUCGCAAUGCAUGGAAUGAAUAGCCAUCGCUUUGUUCUAUUAAGACUAAUUGUCAAUAUGUUCAACCUAUGUCCUACAGACUUUGAAAGUUGUAUUUAUUAUUGUGAUAAGAUAUGAAAUGACAUGAUUUAUGUAAAUAUCUUAGGGCUGGUAAGUUUCUUUCGCUUGUUCUUCUUGUCAGCUAAAAGACGUCCUGAACAAGUGGUAGGGGAAAAAAAUUUUUUGGACGAUUCAAAAGUGCUUGUAAUAGCCUACUUGAAUAAAGAUAUUUUCAUUUCAUUUCAUAAUAACUAAUAUGAUCAUUACAAUAAUAAAUUGAUCAUAGCC
Molecule: messenger RNA, 3726 nt
Organism: Diatraea saccharalis (sugarcane borer)
Lineage: Eukaryota; Metazoa; Arthropoda; Insecta; Lepidoptera; Crambidae
Source: the annotation of a GenBank genome assembly